UUGGACAACAUUCGCAUGGGAAAAAUAAUUUAGAUUUCAUUGCUUAAUCAUUCUACUUACAUAUACAUACAUAUCUUGAGACGCCACGCUUGUGGAGCAGUAAGCGGAAUCAACGUUAUUUUUAGCAUUAAUAAGAAUAUUUACAGAAAAAAAUUGUUGACAUGAUGACUACAUAUGGAGUAAUUCUUCUCAUUUUCUGUGGAAUUUUUUCGACGCAAAUUUUACUGGUUAAUAGCACUAGUUGGAUUGAUUUGACAAACACCACAAUUUUACCUACACUAAAGCAAUGUGGUCGGGUCGGUAUCUCAAAUCGCAUUAUGGGCGGUAGCGAGACCUAUAUUGAUGAAUUUCCAUGGACGGCAUUACUGUUGUACAAAAAUCGAAGUUCCGGCGAGUUGGGUUCUCUCUGCAUGGGUUCGUUGAUAACUAGAUACUUUGUGAUCACUGCAGCACAAUGCGUUAGCCGCGAUAAGAUUAAAGAUGAUAUAACCUUGGAGCGUGUACGCUUGGGCGAAUGGAAUAUUGUCACCAAAAUCGAUUGUGAAUAUUCACAAAGUGGCCAUAAAUUUUGUGCGCCACCCACUGUAGAAAGGGGUAUCGGUAAUAUAGAAAUACAUCCGGAUUUCGAUCAAAAUAAGAUGAAUAAUGACAUAGCCUUAAUACGUAUGACCAAGAAAGUGGAUUAUACAGAGUUCAUAAGUCCCAUAUGUCUGCCGCUGCAGAGGGGUCAACAGUAUUUGGGCUAUGCCGAUACAACGGCGGAAGUCACCGGUUGGGGUGAAAAUAAAGAACAUCCGCGUAGUACAACAAAAACGAAGACUACGGUAAAUAUUUAUAAACUCAGCAAUUGCUUGGACGCUAUUAGUCGGGUUGGCGGUAAUGGUUACACCUAUUCAUCUUUUCUACAAACUUGUGCCAUGGCUGAGGGUAAGGCGGCCUGCAAACUCGAUACCGGUGCCCCGCUUAUGAUAAAAGAUAAGAAGGAUAAUAUUAUUUGUUACUAUCUGAUUGGCGUAUUCUCAAGCGUCGAGGAUACUUGCUCCAUAAGGAAUUCACCAAAUAUAUACACACGUGUCCAUCCAUAUCUCGAUUGGAUUCAAAAAGUCGUAAAUUCAUGGAUGGAUCUGAGCGAUACUGGUAAAUUACCUAAAGAAAACGAAUGCGGCAGGGUCGAUCUAUCAAAUCGUAUCAUGGGUGGAACUGAAACACGUAUAGAUGAAUUUCCCUGGACAGCAUUGAUUAUAUACUUCAAUAGAAGCAACGGCGAUAUAGGUUCAGCUUGUGCCGGCACGCUUAUUAAUGAAUUCCAUGUUAUCACAGCUGCACAAUGUGUUGACUAUCAUAUGAUUUUCAAAAAUGGCAUAAAUGUCACAGCCGUACGUUUGGGCGAAUGGAACACUGCCACUGCAAAAGAUUGUGAGAAAGACUCCAAUGGUGUGGAGUACUGCGCGCCACCACCACAAGAUAUCAAAAUUGAUGAAGUUAUAAUUAAUGCAGAUUUUAAUAGGAAACAAAUGUUACACGAUAUAGCUUUGUUGCGUUUGGUGCGUAAAGUCAUCUAUUCCGAUUUCGUUAGUCCCAUAUGCCUGCCAACAUGGGAGUCUCAAAUAUAUCUGGGCUUUUCCGAUGCUACAGCGGAAAUCGCUGGUUGGGGAGAAACUGCAAAAGAAACGUAUAGUAAUGUAAAAUUGAAAGCAACUGUGAACAUAAUUCCUCUACAGGAUUGCACAGGCAAUAUUACGCUUGAUAAUGUUGGUUUCGGUCAUACCUAUGAUCCUUAUCGGCAGUCAUGUGCCGUAGGCGAUGGUAAAAUUGCUUGCAAAAUUGAUACGGGCGGUCCGCUUAUGAUUAUGGAUAAACCUGAUGAUAGUGAUAGAACUGCUUACUAUUUGAUUGAAUUAAAUAUCGAAGAGUGGAAUGAAAUGGCAAUGUUUGGCACCAUACCACAUCCAAAACAGUGUGGCAAAAUCGGUAUAGCCGAUCGUCUUUUUGGUGGCACUAAUACACAUAUUGACGAAUUUCCCUGGACGGCUUUGCUGCUGUACGGCAAUAAAAGUAAGACCAACGACUAUGGCACAGGCUGCAUGGGUUCACUCAUUACCAAGCAAUAUGUGCUCACCAUCGCACAAUGUGUAGACGCAAGUUUUGCACCCAAAAAUGGUGUUACGUUUAUUGGUGUGCGUUUAGGCGAAUGGGAUAUUUCAUAUAAACAAGAUUGUGAAAAAUUUUCGAAGGGCAACUCAGUUUGCGCUCCCAUCUAUACGGAUAUAGAAGUCAAUGUGGUAAUCACACAUGAGGCAUUUAACAAAAAUACACUGCAGAAUGAUAUAGCUUUACUACGCUUAAAAAGUUCAGUUGUAUUUAACAAUUUUAUUAGUCCCAUAUGUCUGCCGUAUCAUGAGGAUCUGGAUUAUAUUGGUGCUCCGGACAGUACGGCGGAAAUCACUGGCUGGGGUCAAACUCUGACGAGAGACGAAAGUCAAAUAAAACAAAAAGCAACUGUAAAAAUAUCGGAACUUGAGGCAUGCGAGACGGUAAUUAAACGAGAUGCGCCGCAUCUUAGUUACAGUUAUUCGUCGGAAUUGCAAAUAUGUACUAAUGAACCUGUCAAAGUCGCAUGUCAACAAGAUGGCGGUGGCCCACUUAUGGCUCAACAUUCAAAUGAAUAUCAACAGGCCUAUUAUUUAAUUGGUUUAUUCUCUAGUAUGAAUACUACAUGCCAAAGGAAGCAUCUACCAGCUAUAUAUACGCGUGUACAGCCUUACUUGAAGUGGAUAAAGGAAAAUAUUUAAUAUUUCAUUUUAAUUGUAUGUGCAUAUACUAUUUAG
This is a messenger RNA of Zeugodacus cucurbitae (melon fly), 2828 nucleotides long. RefSeq lists its product as uncharacterized. The record is from RefSeq and is a predicted model, not a curated record. Gene Ontology annotation, biological process: proteolysis. The transcript has 8 exons. Lineage: Eukaryota; Metazoa; Arthropoda; Insecta; Diptera; Tephritidae. Gene Ontology annotation, molecular function: serine-type endopeptidase activity.